AUGUCUUCAAAAGGAAAUACAUUCGAGAGACUGCCUCGAAUUUAUGAGCCAAAAGUCUAUGUUCUGGAGCUCUACCCAAAUGCGAAGGAUUUCACGUUCCAUGGAAGAGUGACAAUCUGCAUGUUCCUCACUCAACCCACUAGCUCGAUAAUUCUCAACGCUAAGAAGAUCAACGUCAUUUCUGCGAAAGCACGGCAUUCUGCGCUGCAAUCUGAAUUGACGGUUCCUAUGAAAUCGAUCAUGUAUGAUGAGAAACAGGAGAAAGUAGCCAUACACUUUGAUUCUGAGCUGGCGGAAGGAGAUAUUGAUUUGUGUCUCGUGUACAAAGGCGUUUUGGCCGAUGACAUGCAUGGCUUUUACCGCAGCACAUACAAGGAUUCCAAUGGUGAAGAACAUAUCAUUCUCUCCACUCAGUUUGAGGCUACGUAUGCCCGUCGUGCCUUUCCCUGUUUCGACGAACCCGACAGAAAGGCCAAGUUUCGUAUUUCACUGGUCAUUCCCGACCAUCUAACCGCGUUGUCUUGCAUGCCUGAGGUGUCUCGGAACCCAGUGGAAAAGUGCGAAGUGGAGAAGUAUGGUCUGCCAACGGCAAUCUCACAUUCUUAUGUUAAGGUGGAAUUUGAUGAGACGCCACGUAUGUCGACGUACAUUGUGGCCUUCAUAGUUGGGUGUUUCGAUUACACCGAGGCGGAGGACGUAGUCGGUGUGCGGAUUCGAGUCUAUACGCCUCCCAACCGCUCGCAUUUGGGCUUACAUGCUCUAAGGAUGGCGAGGAGUGCGUUGCCAUUCUACACGAAGGUGUUUGGGACGGGCUAUCCCUUGCCAAAGCUGGAUCUGGUGGCUAUUCCGGACUUUGCAAUGGGCGCAAUGGAGAAUUGGGGACUGUUGACUUAUCGUGUAGUCAAGCCUGCUUGUGCUUGUGCUGUUAAUCCAUCGUCGUCCUUAAUGAAGAAAUGUGGUUUGGGCUAUAGAGCGGAUACGCUCUACUAA
Messenger RNA from Hydatigera taeniaeformis, 990 nucleotides. The record is from the annotation of a GenBank genome assembly. Lineage: Eukaryota; Metazoa; Platyhelminthes; Cestoda; Cyclophyllidea; Taeniidae.